UCCCCGUACACGUGUCGCUCCCUCGACCCUGGACCGUCUAUAAAUACCGAAAUCCCCCACCUCUCUCCACAAACCCCUAACGCCCCAUCGUCGCCACCACCACUUCUUCUUGCCGCCGUACCGUCACAGCCGCUCUGCCCCUCCCUUUUUUUGCCGCACUGCGCAAACCCUAGAUCUCGCACCCACCAACACACUCUCUCCAGAUCUCUCUGUUGUCUUUCAGAGUUCGUGAAGAUGGUGUCGGACGCGAGCAAGAAGAAGGCGGCGCAGAAGAAGGCAGCGGCUGCGGCCAAGAGAGGUGGGAAGGCAGCUGCUGCUGCCGCCUCCGCAUCCACGAAAGCGGGCGAUUCUUCCCAGAACGGGAGCGCCGUCGACAAGCUGUCCAAUGGAAUUGGAGCGAUCGAGAUCUCCGAUCGUAAUUGUACGGGAGUCCUCUGUUCCCAUCCGCUCUCCAGAGAUAUUAGGAUCGAGUCUUUGUCAGUGACGUUUCAUGGACAUGAUCUCAUUGUUGAUUCCAUGCUGGAGCUUAACUACGGCAGGCGAUAUGGUUUGCUUGGCUUAAAUGGAUGCGGGAAAUCUACGCUGCUUACUGCUCUAGGCCGUCGAGAGCUUCCCAUUCCUGAUCACAUGGAUAUAUAUCAUCUUACCAGGGAGAUUGAAGCCUCUGACAUGUCCUCGCUUCAGGCUGUUAUCUGCUGUGAUGAGGAGAGGAUCAAACUGGAGAAAGAGGCUGAGGUUUUGGCAAGCCAGGAUGACGGUGGUGGCGAAACACUUGAGCGAAUUUAUGAGCGCUUGGAUGCUCUGGAUGCAUCUACAGCUGAAAAGCGUGCUGCUGAAAUAUUGUUUGGUCUUGGUUUUGAUAAGCAAAUGCAGGCAAAGAAGACCAGAGAUUUUUCUGGUGGGUGGAGAAUGAGGAUUGCGCUUGCUAGAGCUCUGUUUAUGAACCCCACUAUUCUCCUACUUGAUGAGCCUACUAAUCAUCUUGAUUUAGAAGCUUGUGUUUGGUUGGAGGAAAUGUUGAAGAAAUUCACCAGGAUCCUAGUGGUGAUUUCCCAUUCCCAAGAUUUCUUGAACGGUGUCUGCACGAACAUAAUUCACAUGCAGAGCAAGACUUUGAAGAUUUACUCUGGCAACUAUGAUCAAUAUGUCCAAACUCGUUCCGAGCUGGAAGAGAAUCAGAUGAAGCAGUACAAAUGGGAGCAAGAUCAGAUUGCUAAUAUGAAGGAGUACAUUGCUCGAUUUGGGCAUGGUUCGGCCAAGUUAGCUAGGCAGGCACAGAGCAAAGAGAAGACCCUUGCUAAGAUGGAGCGUGGUGGGCUUGCUGAAAAAGUUGUGAGAGACAAAGUCCUCAUAUUCCGCUUUGUUGAUGUGGGCAAGCUUCCCCCGCCCGUGCUCCAGUUUGUCGAGGUGUCAUUUGGUUACACCCCUGAAAAUCUGAUCUACAAGAAUAUUGAAUUUGGGGUCGACCUGGAUUCCAGAGUUGCAUUGGUGGGGCCCAAUGGUGCUGGCAAGAGUACAUUGUUAAAGCUGAUGACUGGUGACCUGCAUCCUACUGAUGGCAUGGUUCGUAGGCACAACCACCUGAGGAUAGCUCAGUUCCAUCAGCAUCUGGCUGAGAAACUCAACUUGGACAUGUCUGCACUCCACUACAUGAUGAGGGAGUAUCCAGGGAACGAGGAGGAGAAAAUGAGGGCAGCGAUCGGGAAAUUUGGGCUGACAGGAAAGGCCCAAGUGAUGCCGAUGAACAACUUGUCAGAUGGACAAAAAGCAAGGGUGAUUUUUGCUUGGUUGGCUUAUCGACAACCUCACAUGCUGCUUCUGGACGAGCCGACAAAUCACUUGGAUAUAGAAACCAUAGAUUCUCUGGCCGAGGCAUUGAGCGAGUGGGAUGGUGGGUUGGUUCUUGUUAGCCACGAUUUCAGGCUCAUAAACCAGGUGGCCAAGGAGAUCUGGGUGUGUGAGAAUCAGGCUGUUACACGGUGGGGAGGUGACAUCAUGGACUUCAAGCAGCACCUCAGAAAGAAGGCUGGGCUAUCUGACUAAACUAGAGUCAGAUUUGGGUGGUUGGAUGGGUCGGCUACUAAAUUCCUCGUCGAAGUGUAGCCUGCAGCUGCAGCUGUUGUGCUAUUGUUGUGUGUACAAUGCAUGGCUAAAGCUGUAUGUUACACAGCGUGGAACGAGGAAUGGUCGUCGAUGGAUCGAUAGAUGGUGAGUGAUCCUUUUUCCCAGACAACUCAUCUGGCAUCUCUCUGGGGAUUAUGCCAAACAAUCUUGUAGGAGACAGCAAGCUGGAGAGGUGCCUUGAACUCAUUGUUUUGAACCAAUGUGGGGGCACUAAAAUCCCCUGCUGCUGCUCUCACAGCUCUAUUAGGUUGCUGUUAGAUUAUUAUUGUUUUUGCGUCAGUUACUAUUAGUAGUGCGAGUAGUAUAUUUGAGGGACUGCUGUCUGUUCUGGUUUUGAGGGAGUUGAGUUGUUAAUCAUCUUUUGCUGUUUGUGCUUUCUGGAUCAUAUAUUUUUAUGCUAUUUUAUCGUACUAUAUGGAUUGUAAUCGAUGAAUACUUGAGAGAGACACAGACACCACACUGCUGGGUUGAAUCUCAUUUCUGUUAUGAUAGAAUGAUGUUUGUGGACGAUUGUGUUGGCCUGCCAAAGCCGGAACAAGUCGUCCUGUGGCACGCAGAGGUUCAGUUGUUUGCUCAAUGCCAUACCCUUUGUGGAUAGUUCAGCUACAAAGCAGGAGUUGUUUGUUGUUCUGUCUUCAGACAACUGGUUUUUCAGUUUUGGUAACUACAUCAUGGUCUACCUUUUCAUGUUGUUAGUUACUCACAAGACAAGUCGGGCUUUUGUCCAUUAUGUUAGUUAAGAUCGUUGGUAUGAAAAACAAAAAGGAAAGCAAGAUGGGACAUUUUACUAUUAGCUGUUACUAUUAUUUUCCCCUGUUGUUGUCUAAUGCGAAAGCGAAACAGUGAGC
This is a messenger RNA of Linum tenue, 2972 nucleotides long. NCBI's taxonomy places the organism in Eukaryota, Viridiplantae, Streptophyta, Magnoliopsida, Malpighiales, Linaceae. The record is from the annotation of a GenBank genome assembly.